AUGUCUCCUAUCGCCGUGUGCCCAGUCAGAAUCGAGGUGCACGCAGACAAAACUCUUGCCUAUUCGGCCCGGCCACAGACGGGGCUUGAUUCUCCUCGGACCGAGCCUGCUCUGCCCGGUCUUGCCCGGCUGGGCCAUUCUGAUUGGCUAGUCGAGUCUGGUGGGAAUUGUAGCUGCACACAUGGCCAGGGCCAGGGCCAGAGCCAGACCUCUUCUCAAGCCGACAGACAAUCAUCCAUCUCGGCCUGCAGAAGGCAGUUGAGUCUGGCAAAGCCGGCCAACCGGUCUGUUGGUCGGUCGAUGAGGAGGCCUAAGCAUUUCUGCUUGAGACGAAGUGGGCAAACGGCUGGUGGCGGGAGGCUGUGCUUCGUCCAGCCUUUGCCAUCGGGCGCUGGCUGGGCAAACUUUACGCCCCCUGCCGACUCAACAGUAUCCUCUAUCGGCCAGGUUGCAGGCUUUGUGCACCACAGCCUACCUGCUUCUAAUGCUCUUGCUAUGCUCACUCUUAGCGCUUUUUAUCCUCUUCUCAUUCAGGCUUCCCACUGCCAGUCCAAUUGA
Molecule: messenger RNA, 558 nt
Organism: Protopolystoma xenopodis
Lineage: Eukaryota; Metazoa; Platyhelminthes; Monogenea; Polystomatidea; Polystomatidae
Source: the annotation of a GenBank genome assembly